UAUACAAUAGAGUACAAAAGUUGAUUAAGGUUCCUCUAUAAAUCGCAUAAAAUCGCAUUGCAGAUAAAGACUAAAAAAGAGAAUUGAAAAAUUAAAAAGUUUAAUUAAAAAUAAUCAUUUGUAAAACAGACUUAACAACAAUAAAAACUUAUUUUGCCACCAUUGAGACCUUAAUAUUGCUCGUUAGCUGUAAUACAACAUGUCUAAUCAAGCCGAAAUUGAUUAUGAAAAACAAUUUCAAGAAGAUUUGGCUAAAGCAACCGCCUUAAGUUUAGAGCAACAGGCCCUAGAAGAAUUUAAACGUUGCCAAAAAUACGGCAUAGCCUAUACGCAAUCUGUACAACAGGAGGCCAAAAAUCGAAACUAUGCUCAAAUUAGACGCCAACAUUUUUCACGUCGAGAUUCUGCCGAAACCUCAGUUUCCUCACAAUAUGGUAUAACAUUGCCACCGCCACAAUCGAGCCAGCCACAAAGACGUCAUUCGGAAAUAACACAUAAUGUACCACCAACUACCCUGCUAACGGAUGUAGAACGUUCAAAGACUCCACCUGCUUCUACGGCUACAGCAGAAAAUGAUUUAAUCAAUUUUGCUAGUCCCACUGCUAAGAAGCCGGAGAAUUCUUCGUUUGAACAAUUGAUAGAGGAUUUACAGAAGCUACAAGCCACAAAUCCACAAACAGCCUUAGUGCCUUUGGGUCCUACUGCAGCAGCUCCCCUAUAUCCAGGUUAUCAUGCGCCAACAACUUCUACACCAGCCGCAGCUUUGUAUGCCGGUAGUGCUGCUGCCAUACAGCCGCCGGCUCAGUAUGGUGUGACAACAGCAGCUGGAGCUGCAGGCAUGCAGUUGGUACCAUUUACACCACCGCCGCAGCAACAGAAAGUGCCACUCACCCAUAAUGAAUUGCAAAAACUGUACAGUAUGUCACAACCACCUUAUACGGCUCCUGUUUAUGCUGGUGCCCGCCCUAUGGGUUUUAUGCCUCCGCUACAAGCGGCCGCCGGCGCCUACUAUCCUCAAACACCUCCCGUUAUGGUAGCAGGAGCAGCAGGUGUGCCCUAUACAGCUCCUCUUCAGUAUCCAAAUCCCUAUGGUUUUCAAUACAAUGUGCUGCCACAGGCCCCACAACAACAUUAUUAUCCAACUAAUAUGGCCACUGCCGCCUCUUUAAACUCCUCCUCUGUUUCCACUUCCUCCUUGGCAUCUGGUGUUCAAAACCUAAAUAAUCAAUCUAAUCAAUCAUUUAAUGCAACUGAAUUACCCUCAAGCAGCAAUAGCUUUAAUAAUACACAUUCCAAACACUCCAACAUAUCUUCCACUUCUUCAUCGCAAAGUAAUGGCCAAAAUGUAUUUCGACGUCAAACGCCACCAGCUCGUAAACCCAAAACUGCUGGUUCGGAUUUAAUUGAUUUAUCGCAUGAGGAUGAUUCCCGUGUUAGUGUUUUAGAAGCAUUCGAUCCUUUACUAAAUGAAGAUAAUGAUGGUAAGCUUGAAAUCUUUUUUUCUCAAUUUUAUAUUAUUUAUUAG
Molecule: messenger RNA, 1525 nt
Organism: Lucilia cuprina (Australian sheep blowfly)
Lineage: Eukaryota; Metazoa; Arthropoda; Insecta; Diptera; Calliphoridae
Exons: 4
Coding region: 200-1525 (441 amino acids)
Source: RefSeq, a predicted model, not a curated record